UAUCAGGUAACAGUCACAUUUAUCCUAAUCCUUCCCUAUCCACAACUAAAUCCACACUCACUCAUCUCAACUACAAAAGCCGUCGGCCGGACUUCCCUCAUUAGUCUUCUGCUUCCUUCGUCAUGGCCACCGCCGACUUGGUCCUUUCUCUCCUCCUCCUCUUCUCCAGCUUACCUUCGAGCAUCGUUGCAAAGGAUGACCCGGGGCACGUAAACGUCAGCGUCCAGGCCGAUUACGUCGUCGCCAGAACAGAUGGCAACUUCAUCUGCGCCACCGUCGACUGGUGGCCGCCCGAGAAGUGUGACUUCGGCGAUUGCUCCUGGGGAAAUACCUCCAUCAAAAAUUUGGUACGCAUAUCGGUCUCGAGCAGUCGUGUCAUCAUAUGCAUGCAUGCUGAAGUGUGCUCCUUCGUAAUGCAAUCACGGGUGAGUGAAGCAAAGGAUGUCAUUCUCGGCGUUCGAUGUGAUAUCCGUGCUAAGUUUGAUGCUGUGGUGUUGACAGCCUUUGGUACGAUGAGAGUUCGACUCGGAGGGACGUUGCAGGACCAAGUGAAGUACACGAGCAAACCAUGCCACGAAUUCAAAGCUGCCGACGGCGACUCCAAUUACGAGUUCAUAGACGGCUGCAUCAGCUUGAACAGAUGGGACAAGAUCCAUGAGUUCUUCAACACUACUGGUUCGGAAUCAAUGCCCUUCAUGGGAGGGUUAAAGGACAUGAUGGUGUGUAUACAGGUCCAUGGGACCCCGAGAAUGCUCGUUUCUUCAUCCGACACAUCGUCCAGAACAAACAAUACGUCGAUUCAUGGGAGUUUGGUAGUCGCUGAAGCCCCUGCUCUGCAAUGCAUGCAUGAAUCCCUGUCUUUCUCUGAUCUCGCGUCUUCUUCCUUGCGCCAAGGCAACGAGCUGUGCGGAAAUGGCGGCAAAUCCAACUUCCUCGUGGACGGCAACCAGUACGGGUUGGACCUGAUCGCCUUCAAGGCGAUGCUCAUCGAUGAGUACGCUAAAUUCGGAGGUCCACCGAAGGUCGCGGCGCCGGGUGGGUUCUACGUCGAGGACUGGUACAAGAACAUGCUGUCCACCUCGGGCUACGGCGUCGUCGACAUCGUCACGCAUCACGUCUACAACCUCGGCUCAGGUGGUGAUGGGAACCUAGUCGACAAGGUCACCGAUCCCAAAGUGCUGGACAAUAUUGUCCCUACGUACAACGAGGUCGUGGGUACCAUCAAGAGCGCCGGCCCUUGGAGCUCUGCCUGGGUGGGAGAAUCCGGUGGCGCUCACAGUAGCGGCGGCAAGGGGCUGUCGAACACCUUUGCGAAUAGUUUCUGGUACUUGGAUCAGCUUGGGAUGGUGUCCAGGCAUCAUCACAAGGUCUUCUGCCGGCAAACCUUGAUCGGAGGCAACUACGGCCUCCUCGACCACGACACCUUCGUGCCAAACCCCGACUACUACAGCGCUCUGUUGUGGCAUCGAUUGAUGGGGACUGGCGUUCUGGAAGCGUCGCAUGAUGGCCACGCACACCUUCGAUCCUACGCACAUUGCUCCAAGAACACACCUGGUGGUGUUACCUUACUGCUGAUCAACCUCUCGGACUCGAUCACGUUCGAGAUUGAGAUUAAUGGCGGCACCAAAUCGUACGAACGUGAGAUCAGGUCUCGUCCGUUGGCCAAAGACGACAAGGAUCAAAGCAACAGGGAGGCGUUCCAUCUCACACCCAAAGAUGGCGAUAUCCAGAGCACUGUGAUGCUUCUCAAUGGAAAGGAACUGAUGCUCGACGGCAAGAACAGCAUUCCUGCUUUGGAUCCCAUGGUCGUCGAAGCUUCUGAUCCUCUUCGCAUUGCUCCUCGCUCGAUUGCCUUCGUCAAGCUCAAGGACUUCAAUGCCGCUGCUUGCAGAUAGCUCCAUGUAGUUAGUUCCCUUCUCCAUUUACCUGUUGACAUAAUAAAAAGAUUUUGUCUGUUGAUACGAUAACAUUUUUGUGUUGA
Molecule: messenger RNA, 1981 nt
Organism: Musa acuminata subsp. malaccensis (wild Malaysian banana)
Lineage: Eukaryota; Viridiplantae; Streptophyta; Magnoliopsida; Zingiberales; Musaceae
Source: RefSeq, a predicted model, not a curated record